AUGCACUCGCCCGCCCAGUCGCCCAUUCUGGAUGUCACCGAGACCGUAUCGCUGCACUCCGAACUGGAUGCCGACCUGGAGACCAAGAAGAAUCAUCCGCCCUACGCCUUUCCCGCACCCCAGAAUCUCCGGCUGCCCGGUCUGGGCUUUCCCAGCAUGAUCGGUUCGAAGAGAUCCCCCGAAUCUCUGCCUGCCUUCGAGUACAUUGCUCCGCCAAGUCACGCCCUCCAGGCCCUGGAAUUUCCGCUCAUGGAGCUGAAUCGCGUGGGCGUGAUUGGAGGCGGAAUGUUUCCGGGUUUUAUGCACCGGCGGGUUCGCGGCGAGAAACGACCCAUUCCGGAGGCCCAGAAGGAUGCCAAGUAUUUCGAGCGGCGCAAGCGAAACAACGAGGCGGCGAAGAAGUCGAGGGAUGCUCGCAAGAUCCGCGAGGAUAGGAUAGCCUUCCGGGCGGCCCUGCUGGAGCAGGAGAACUCCAUCCUGAGGGCCCAAGUGCUGGCGCUGAGGGAUGAGCUGCAGACGGUGCGACAGCUCCUGGGGGCCACAACCGCCGGCGGCAUGUUGUCCAUGGCCAGGCAGGUGUAA
This is a messenger RNA of Drosophila subpulchrella, 582 nucleotides long. RefSeq lists its product as uncharacterized. The coding region runs from base 1 to 582 and encodes 193 amino acids. Gene Ontology annotation, cellular component: nucleus. The transcript has a single exon. The record is from RefSeq and is a predicted model, not a curated record. Lineage: Eukaryota; Metazoa; Arthropoda; Insecta; Diptera; Drosophilidae. Gene Ontology annotation, biological process: regulation of transcription by RNA polymerase II. Gene Ontology annotation, molecular function: RNA polymerase II cis-regulatory region sequence-specific DNA binding; DNA-binding transcription factor activity, RNA polymerase II-specific.